Messenger RNA from Didymosphaeria variabile, 915 nucleotides. RefSeq lists its product as uncharacterized. Gene Ontology annotation, molecular function: iron ion binding; L-ascorbic acid binding; procollagen-proline 4-dioxygenase activity. The record is from RefSeq and is a predicted model, not a curated record. NCBI's taxonomy places the organism in Eukaryota, Fungi, Ascomycota, Dothideomycetes, Pleosporales, Didymosphaeriaceae. Gene Ontology annotation, cellular component: endoplasmic reticulum. The transcript has 2 exons. Gene Ontology annotation, biological process: peptidyl-proline hydroxylation to 4-hydroxy-L-proline. The coding region runs from base 1 to 915 and encodes 304 amino acids.
AUGCCUAGUCACUCCUUUUCCCUCGCCAGCAUCUUGCAAUAUGUCGUCUUUGGUAUACUGGGAUACGUCCUCGCGGGUGCACCCCUGCUCUCCCUGUUCACAGGCACCACAAGCGAGAGUAGAAAAACAAGAGCUAGUCUUGGGCGACCGUCGGCACUGAGCCAGGACAAGGCUGCUGGUCUGGUUGUUCCUGAUGGCAACCUGAGCUGCACGGAGCAUACGUAUAGGGGCUUGCAUGUGUUGAGUCGCGACCCAUUGGUUGUCUAUGUGGAAGGCUUCUUAAGGGAGGAUGAGGUGAAGCAUAUCGUGGAUGUCAGUCAGAAGCACUUCACGCCGUCCACGGUCUGGAGUUCCGGCCAGGAACGACUCGAUCCCAGCGUCCGCCUCUCAGAAAAAGCACCCGUGCCGCGCUCCCCAAUUGUCCGUUGUAUCGAGGAGCGUGCGCGUGCCUUUCAGGGUUGGCCACCCUACGUCUUCGUCGAGAAGCUGUGGGCGCAAAAGUACGGGCCCGGCGGUCACUACGCCUACCAUUACGACUGGAGCAAUGCGUUACGCGGUGCAGGGCGGAUCAGCAGUUUUAUGGUGUGGUUAGGAGAUGAGUGUGAAGGCGGGGGAACGAGGUUUCCAAGGUUGGAAAAGCCGAAAGGUGAGGCGUGGUGCCGGUUCGUUGAGUGCGGAGAGGGCAGCAGUGGGGAUGAAGGCGGUGGCGAUGAGAACGAUAUUGGCAUGGGAGUGACAUUCAAGCCGAUGAAAGGCAACGCAGUGUACUGGGAGAACAUGAAGGCUGAUGGGACGGGAUACGAAGAGAGUUGGCAUGCGGGACUUCCUGUGACGAGCGGGACCAAGAUUGGGCUUAAUAUCUGGAGCUGGCUCCAGGAGGGGUACAAUCCUUAUGCUCCGCAAGACGCUGUCUGA